AGACGACAGCCGCAACCUCAACAGAAGCAGCAAACAAACAACAGAAGUGGUGGGGGCGGUAGUAGUCAGAAUAGUAUCAACAGCAGCAAUAGUGCUACUUGCAAGUGGGUUGCUACUGCUGCUUGCAGUCGUUCUCUUUCGGAUGGGAGUUUUGUAACGGUUAGUUCUUCCCAUUCCACGGAACGCAUUACAAGUGCACCUGACCUGACCACCCCUAAUAUCUCUUCUGCCCCGCAGAGAGAAUGGAUUUGUUCAGGGAGGGCCAUUGCCAAUGGCGAAACGCUAAAGAGUGGCUCGGAGGAGGUGGCGACAUCAAGCCAAGGGGCGAGUCUCAGCCGUCCACGCAACACACACAGCACAAGUGAUAGGAGCGGCCUGGCCACAACGCAAAUUGGAAAUUUUAUAGGCUUCUCACCGCCUAUUCUUUGCCCUAAUGACGCCAAUGACAAUGCGGAAGAGAAUGAGGUUGAUGAGAGGGAGGCAGAUUGCGUUGUACAGCUGCGCUUUGACGAUGGUCUUCUGUCCCUUUCGCAGCUCUCAGCCGCGUCGGCAAGCACGGUUGAUGCGGCAGAGAAUUUAUAG
Trypanosoma cruzi is the source of this 582-nucleotide messenger RNA. RefSeq lists its product as uncharacterized. NCBI's taxonomy places the organism in Eukaryota, Euglenozoa, Kinetoplastea, Trypanosomatida, Trypanosomatidae. The transcript has a single exon. The record is from RefSeq and is a predicted model, not a curated record. The annotation marks the transcript as partial.